GCCAUAUGAAACUAAUGGCUGGGACACUGCUAACUCCUGGUAACCUCUUCACCUGAGAGAUCAUGAGCAUCUGCUAGCAAAAGACGUGUCGCCAUAUCUGUUAUAAGGAAAGUUGGUUCUUCUUAAUGCCGCCGCCGCAGCUUUCAGGAAACUGUGGGACCACAUCUGUGCUCAGUUGACCUCAUAUUAGCCCCCCGGAGGCAUUGCCAAGGGAGGAAAAGAUGGCUUUGCAAGAUGAGCAGCAAAUAAGAACAGCAAGUUCUGACAACCACUCUUUGGUAACAGUGAAUAUACACUCUGAUCGACUACCUAGAUCUAAUCUUCAGCCAACUGCACUAGAUGCUGCUGCCCUUCAGGAAAAGUAUCCCAUAGAGCAGCAGAAGUUCAAAAUGCAGGUGCUCAAGCAGCCCAAAUGUGGGCCUACAUGGAAUGGAUUGGAGGAACAAGGAGACCAGGUAGGGAGUCCUGAUAGAGCUCAAAGCAGCAGCACUCCAACUGUGUCCUCACAUCAGUGUUUUCCUUUUCCAAUAUGUCAGCAGCAGAAAGCCUUGGGAUCACCUUGCUUCAGUUGCCUGAGCAGUUUUCGAAUCUUUGUAAUUUAUCACAGCAGCCUCAUCUCACUCUACCUCUGCCUCCAAAUGCUCAUAUCGGUUGCAGGAGCAUUUCAGGUUGAGGGGCCCUGUGUACCCUUGGUGGUCAGGCCUGGUGGUGAAGCUAAGCUGCGCUGCUCACUCUGGCCUCCUCAAAAUGUUGGAAAUAUGCAAAUAACCUGGACCAAAUCCCCACACCACCAGGUGGUGCACCUGUACAAAGAUGGGAGUGACAAGCCUCAGAAAGCCUCACCUAAGUAUUUUGGGAGGACAAAGCUUGUGAGAAAUGCCACGGAUAAUAGUACUGUGACCCUGAAAAUAUGCAAUGUCCAGUCCUCUGACAGUGGGCAGUAUCGCUGUGCAUUCCAGCAUGGCUCUGACUACAAUGAUACAAUGAUUGAGCUGAGAGUGGAAGGUGCUGCAUACUUCAGUAAGCUUGCCAUAAGCUUCAUAGUUUUAGUUGUGAUAGUACUGCUAAUACUGUUUUUAAUUGGAUGUAAAAAAAGAAACGAGCUCAAAAGCUGGUGCAAAAACAGAAGCAGCAAAUCUCAGCCCAGCCCCAGCCAGGCCAUCCAACACCCAUAUGUUCCCGCCCCCAACACUGAUCCAGAAGAUGAUGAACUGCACUCCGUUGCCACCAAUGGCAGUGCCGACACAUCCACCACCACAGUGGACACCCAUGAUGCUAUCCCUGGUGAAACCUCCACCAACCCCACUGAGGACCCCUACCCCUCAGGCACCACCACUGUGAACACUUUACUUACUGCUGACUCUGAGUCAGCCAAUGCCUAUGACUCCAAGGCCCAUGACUCCACCUACUGUGACUCCUAUGACUCCGCCUCCCCAGAUGCAGAGGCCUGUGGCUCUGCCCAUGCUGCCCUCCUGGCUGCCGAGGACAAGAACGAGCUCCUGUCCAAAUACGACUCUCAGAAGCAGGUGGAAAUGCAGGUCUUUGCCGUGAACUGGCAGGUAUACAACCCUGAGUAUCACUAAGGCUCAGUGACCCCAGGGCUUCUGGGUCAGCCAGUGACUGCUCAAGCCCAGGGUAGGCUCAAGAGUAACACCCCUCCUACCAGGAGGAGGCAAGCUACUGUGGCCCCUCUUGUAGAGGGUCUCCCGACAUCAUCGUAUCAUGUGAGAUUUUGGGGCUUUCUGUGAGAAUUUUAGGGGAAGGUUUUAGCAGAUAUUCACUAGUUUUCCAAGUGCAUUUUUAAAAAAUAUGCUGAUGUGUCAAAAUGAGCAUGUAGGGAAAUAUUCUUUGGUUCGUUAUGUUGUUUUGUCUUGGGUCUGUCUGGCUUUUAAUGAGUUUUAUGUUAUUUGUUCCACUGACUUCAUCUGCCCUUGGGGUUAGCGGGCAUAUAAUUGCGCCUCUGGUCUCUGUUUCCCAGGCCAGGGAGAUUUAAGCUAUGUAUCUUUGGUUAGGGAGGACAGGUAUAAGCCAUUUAUUCUCUAGUGUUCUUAUGGUUAAUGAGGGAGAAUGGUUCAUCUUCAGUAAUUUCUUUAAGCUAACAAGGGGCAUGGGCCCUUCCUACUUAGAGUAUGGAAGUCUCCCUGCCUGCUCUAAGGUAGACAAGGGACUGGGUUUGAAACUGGAACAGAGAGGCCAUUGGCCCAUUUUUCCAAAGUGAGGCAGAAUCCCUGAAGCCACCAGCAUCCUGAUACGGAAUUGUUGUGUCCUAGAAGUGACAAAUUUGAUGAGAAGGUUACAAAGACAUGGUCCAAAGACAAGGAGAACUAUAACUGUUAAGGGAACAAAGAGUGGUGAAAACCAAGUGAUGGAGGAGAAAGCAGACUUUACAGUAUUCCAGACUGAACUGGCAGUAGGGUUCCCCUUUCCAAGGUUAUGGUGUCACAUUGCCUGGUCAUAGGUUUUCAGUUUUGUUUUUUAAUGUCUUCCUCUACUUGGCUUGAAGAUCUGAUAUAAGUCCAAACCUAGGUAAGAUUUCUUUUAGUAAAUACUUGGCUACCUCAGUAACCUUUUCUGUUCUGGUAGGAGAGAUUUUAACUCAUCUGGUGAAAGUGUCCAUAAAUAUUAGCAAAUAUUUAAAUUCGGCUUUAGAGAGCAUCUGAGUGAAAUUAAUUUGCCAAUCUUCCCCAGGGUAGGUGUCUUGCUGUCCUAUUGGUGAUAAAAGAAGGGGAGAGGUGACUCUGAGGGUUAUAGUGGUUUAUGGCUAGAAAAGAUGUCCCUUUCUAAUACGGGAAUGGGCACCUCUGAACUAUGAGAAAGGCAUGAUUAACCCUGCUGAGGUCACAGCUGACCUGAGAGGUACAAACUCUUAAAUAUUGUUACAAAUUUUGGGUGUAUAAGUUCAAGGUCAUGACUAGCUCUGCGGUUGUUCUUGACUAUUUUUAAGCCAUAACGUUUAAGUCGACAGUAUAGUUAUAGCACGUGUUUCGUAAGGGCGUAUGAUAUUCGAUAGUAAAUUGUAUCUAAGCAAUACAAUUUCAAACUCCGAACUCCAAAGUCAGUGGUGGUGUUUUUGUGCUGGAUUUUUUUUCUUUUCCUGAAUUUUGAAGUCAGCAUUGUAGAGAUUUUUCAUUUCCCAUUGAAAGUGGCUGGAAAAACAUACCGAUUCAAUAAUCCAAGAUAUGUUGAAGAACUUCAGCCAAUGCUACUUGAGUCCCAUGAUGAGAAUGAUAGAGUCGACUAUGAAAAUGAGAGUGAUUUAUAAGAUGCAAAUUAUGCGGAAGUUCAUUCAGAAGAUUCGCAUAGUUAGCAAGAUAUUUCUAGUGAAGGUGAAUUAGACAUGAAUGAAGAGUUUUGGUCGGGGCGGUUGGAAAGGAUAAAGAAUCAAAAUGGAGGAAAAAUCCAAUAAGAGACAAAUUAGAAAACAGUUGCAGAAUAUUUUUGUGUCAACUUCUGUUAGUUUGACCAAACACAAAAAAUGCCAAGACAGAACUUGGAACCUGGAACUGCUUUAUCGCAAAUGAUAUUUUAGAUCUAAUGGCGUUAUAUACAGAUAAAUACAUCAAUUGUAACUUGUGCCAGUUUUCAUGAGAAACAGGUGCUAAACAAAUACACGAAACCGAACUAAAGCCUCUUUAGGCCUCAUCUCGCUGAUUUACAUUGCAGCAAUCUGCUGAACUUGCAGGAUUUGGGGCCUACAGAUGGUAAUAGGAUUGAAUUUUUUAGACUUACAAAAUGUUUACGGAGGUUUAGAUUUAUUCAUAGUUAUAUCAGGUUUGAUGUCAAACUUACCCACUUAGAACACCUGAAAGUGGGCAAAUUAGUGGCUGUGAGAGACCAGCAUUUAUAGAAAAUUGUACAUUGUUACUCUGUGUGACAGGAUGUAACAAUAGACGAAAUGUUACCUGGAUUAGGGACAUUUUUUGUUGUAUUUUAUACCGACAUCCAUGUUUCCAUUAUUUGAAAAGUUGUAUUCUUUGCGUUUUCA
Molecule: messenger RNA, 3985 nt
Organism: Phyllostomus hastatus (greater spear-nosed bat)
Lineage: Eukaryota; Metazoa; Chordata; Mammalia; Chiroptera; Phyllostomidae
Exons: 7
Coding region: 222-1583 (453 amino acids)
Biological process (GO): T cell receptor signaling pathway; regulation of cytokine production
Cellular component (GO): external side of plasma membrane
Molecular function (GO): signaling receptor binding
Source: RefSeq, a predicted model, not a curated record